Phyllopteryx taeniolatus (common seadragon) is the source of this 4912-nucleotide messenger RNA. It is a transcript of the gene arhgef15b, whose product is annotated as Rho guanine nucleotide exchange factor 15b. NCBI's taxonomy places the organism in Eukaryota, Metazoa, Chordata, Actinopteri, Syngnathiformes, Syngnathidae. Gene Ontology annotation, molecular function: guanyl-nucleotide exchange factor activity; protein binding. Bases 1318 to 3660 code for a protein of 780 amino acids. The record is from RefSeq and is a predicted model, not a curated record. Gene Ontology annotation, biological process: activation of GTPase activity. The transcript is spliced from 16 exons.
AAGGAAAUGAGAAGACAGCCGGUGUUAAAACCCAAGCUCCAGCCGCCUCCGCUGCCCAUGAAGAGGACCCGCCUCCCGCAGGCCAAGAACACGGACUCAGAGGACGGGGAAAGCAUCUGUGCCGAAGGAGGUCGAUCAGGUGUGGCAGAUGUGUUCCGAGAACCAUAAACAGGAUCUGUUGGUCACAUGACUACUUUAAUAUUUGAUGCGUGUGUGUGUGUUUCAGCCCUCAAUAUGUUCCACACAUAUUGAGGACUGACAAUAAAUGUACCAUCCCAAACUUGCAUUGUGUCAAGUCCCAUCGUUUUUAACAAGGAAUUUAGCCAUCUAGUAUCGUCAUCAAAAUAGCAACAUGACACCGUCGGUCAUAUUUUUGUGCGCUGUUGUUUGAUUUCAACGUAAACGGUUCUCUUUGUUUCCCGACGUAUGAAACAAUAUCAGUUCCCUUUUUUUUUUUUUUUUUUUUUAAUUCCCCGAAGCUGGAAGAUGUAACCCAGUGCAAGAUCCCCUUUGCCAAUUACAAAUACACAUUUUACAGACUUACUGUGUCAUGUCAAAAGAAAAAACAAACAUUUCAUGUAGCCCUUUUUUAUUUUAUUUUUUUGGGCCAUGUUGUGGCCAAACAUAUUGCCCAUGCCAGAAACUGCCACGGACUAUACACUAUGGUUUGCAUAUUGCUUAAGUGGCUUACAGCAGAGGUGUCCAAAAGUCGGGGCUGCAUAGUUUUUAUUUGCUCGCCGCAUAUUCUGAUAAUAAAAUUAAACACUGCCCUCAUCAAGAGUUUAUGAGAUAAAAUGUCCAAGUGAUGAGACAAAAAAAAAAACAUUCAACGUUGCAAGAUAUCGCCCAUGCACAAGUACUAACCUUGUAUUUUGCCUUGUCAGCGAUAACACCAAGCUGAGAUGUGGCCCCGAGUAGAAAAACCACCGACAUCCUUGGCUGACUGCACUGCAUUAGCUAAAUCAAUAAAUGUUUCUAUAUAUUGGUAUAAAACUGCAAACGCGAUAAUGUAUUACACAGAAGCCACGCAACUCUAAAUUCCCAUUUUCUUGACCCCACAAAAAUCAAUUGGUUAAUAAUUUAGGUGUGUUAUAGUGGGGGUUCACUUAAGUAAACAAAUGGAAUCUAAAACCCCACUCUCACCAGUUUCCAUUUAUUUGGCCGUAUUGGAUUUUAGCACAGCGGCUCUGCAAACGCUGCAUCAAUAUUUGAAGACGCCACUUAGGCUCUGUGCUGUGUUUGCAAAGAGAACGGCUGACUCGACAGUCGAAAGUGGAGCGCGGGGUACCUGUGAGUGACCCUAAGCGGAAGGGUUUCAUGUUGCCUCUCGCAGACCCCGACGGGAAAGAGGUGGAGACCCAGUCCGUCAGCGGAGAACCAGAGGACGAGGAUCAUCCGGAUAGGGGUCCCGGCACCUGCUGCGACCCGAGCUGCUGCUGCGUGUGCCACCUCCGGCGACCCGGCAUGAAGCUGGUGUGGGUGCCGCUGCAAGGGGAGGACGGCGCCGAGGUCUUUGAGGAAGAAGGCUCCGACUUGGCCUGUUCGGCGGACGGCGAGACGGCCGACAGGCGUGUGGAGGUAGAAGAAGAGGUACACGAGGGGAGCAGCAAGGUGGAUGACGAAGAGGUCACGCGCUACUAUGCUAAUGAGGAGGCGAAGCUAGAAAAGGUCUCCCCUCUUCCCCCCAAAGAGAAUACAUUUGUGCCGGUUAUCCACAAAUCCACCGAGGAAGAAGAAGAUAUUUAUGAGUCCAUAAUCCCCACGGUUGAUCCCAAUCACAAUAAGAAAGCUGCUCAGGAGGCGGACAUUCCUCAGGUCAGGGUGCCCACGCCGGCUCGCCGGGUUAAGCCUCCAGAGAUCCAGUGGGAUGCCAGUUCAGAGUCCGAGGUUGAUGAGGUGCCGCCCGCCAUCCCGCCCCGCAUGCCCAUGACUCAGGACACUCGCAGCCUCGCGCCCCAGGCCACGGCGGAGGCCGUCUCUCGGCCGCCGGCCAGCCCCCUUUUGCCUAGCAGAUCCCCGAUGGCAAAGACGGAUUUGAACAGGGACAACAAUCACACCUUUGCGCAGAAAAAGGAAGGAGAGAACAAUGAAGCAGGGAAAGAGGAUUCAACGGAAGAACCGUCUCUGACCAAGCCGACAGAACUUUACAACAGUUGGAAGUCCCGGCUGCAAAACGAGCCUUUGUACCAGACCUACCGGGCCACUGUCAUAACCAAAGAGAUCUGCCGGCAGACGGUUUGCCGGAACAUCAGCAUGACGGCCACGGACUACGCCGUAGACUUGCCGACCCGGAACGAGUGCACCUUGUGGCAGAACCUCCCCGCGGUGCGGAACAGUGGCGUCCUGGAGCGGCUCACACCCGAACAGUGCAAAUAUCAGGAGACUAUGUUCGAGGUUCUGACGUCAGAGACCUCCUACCUCCGUUCGCUACAUGUUCUGACGGAACACUUCCUGGACAAUCGGGAGCUGGAAAGGACGCUGGUCAUCAGGGACAAGAGACCCCUCUUUUCCAACAUUCUGAGGAUCCUCGAGGUCAGCGAGAGGUUCCUGAAGGACCUGGAGGACCGUGUGUUUGAAAACAUUGUGUUCGCCGACAUCUGCGACAUAAUCCACUAUCACUCCCAGCACAACUUCCCAGCCUACAUCGACUACGUCCGCAACCAGAUCUUCCAGGAGAAGACCUACACCUUGCUCAUGAAGGAGAACACGCAGUUUGCCGCCGUCAUCAAUCGCCUUCAAGAGUCACCUCAGUGCCAACGGUUGCCGUUCAUGUCCUUCCUGCUGCUGCCUUUCCAGCGGAUAACGCGCAUCAAAAUGCUCAUUGAGAACAUCCUGAAGAGAACAAAAGAGGGGACCAAAGAGGAGCAGAUUGCCUCCAAGGCGUUAGCCUCCGUGUCGAAGAUCAUCGACGAGUGUAACACGGAGGUGGGGAAGAUGAGACAGAUGGAGGAGUUGAUCCACAUCUCCCAAACUCUCGAGUUUGACAAGCUCAAGGCCAUCCCCAUCAUUUGCCAGACUCGAUUCCUGGAGAAGAAGGGAGAGCUCCAGGAAAUGUCCAAAGGAGCAACUGUCUUCCAAAUGAGAGUCAAGUUCAAUCCCAUCUACGUUUUUCUCUUUAACGACCUGCUCAUCAUUACCACGAGCACCGUCAAGAAGGGCUCGGAGCGCUUCGUGGUGCUGGACUACGCCCACCGCUCCCUGGUGCAGGUUCAGCCCCUGGAGGACGAGAGGAACAGCGGGCCGUACGAGAACUGCUUCACACUCAUCCUGCUGGAGAACCACAACGGGCGCAUGAUGGAGCGCCUCAUCAAAGCCCCCUCCAAGCCAGACAUGCACAGGUGGAUGGGAGCCUUCCCCAGCAAAGAGGAAGAUGAUGUGGUCUACGACGCCUGGGACUGUCCUCAAGUCCAAUGCGUGGAGCAGUACGUGGCCCAACAGGCCGACGAGCUCAACCUGGAGCCCACUGAGAUCGUCAACGUCAUACGAAAAACAAACGAGGGCUGGUACGAGGGCAUCCGCCUGUCGGACGGCCAGAAGGGCUGGUUCCCCGUCAGCAACAUCAUCGAGAUCACCAACGAGCACUUGAGGCGGCGCAACCUGAAGGAGCGCUAUCGAGUCGCCCAGGCCGCCAGCCAGGUCACGACCGUCAAGAAACUUUAAUCAGGAUGCCCACAUUGACAUUUUCCCGGCCACGUUUCAUCAUGCACGUAAACUCGUGAUAAAAUGGACGAUUAUUUAUACUACUUGAGUCUUUUAAAACUGAAAUGGAAUGUACACAAUCCAACACAAUGCUGUAAAGUGGAUAUUUUUAAUGUGUGCGCGCAGUAAUUAUAAAAGUGUCAAACAACAAUAACAAGCAGAACGGUUGUUUGGGUACUCAAGGUUGUUUCUGUUAGUUCCCCAAGAGACAGGAAGACGUACGUGCUCGGCGUCAGGGACGUCGCUCAUGCGUGGAUGGCGGCGGGAUCGGUAGCAGGUAUUCCUCAUAAUGCUCCACGGCGUCUAUUUGCCUGAACUCCUUCCAUCCCGCACCACUCGGAGGCGCAGCUGGCGCGCCGGGCGUCCCCUCGUCCGUCGGACCGAAGCCACCCCGGGCCACCUUCGAUUUAGUCAAUUCUCGUUCAUUCCCGUGGAAAGUUUCCAAAACGAUAUUUCGCAACUUUACCUGAGAGUCUUUCGGCCCUUGGUAGCGCAGUUUGAGGAGACAAGUGAUCGCCUGGUCCUCCUCCGGGCUCAGCUGGAGGACCGUCCGCACACCGUCGCGGGACAUCUGCGUGGGGCCGCCCAGGUCCCUGAACGCGUGCGGCCCACGCCGGAAGGGGUCCGCUUGAUUGGGAGGAGCGGGGCUUGUGCACAUGAGCGGCGGGGGAGUGUUGAGCCGGAAGCGACUCGAUGCCGGCUAGAGCGAAAUCGAGAAUGUGUCGGAAAUUACGACGGCAAAUUUGUACAUUCGGUUGUUGUGCUCAACGGCCACAUUUGAGUUUCAAAAUUCAUAGGCCAGGUUUUUUUUUUUAAUACAGUUAAUACAAUAAUUCAUUCAGUUCUAACAUGUACUGUAUAUGUAAAAAAAGAUAUUAAGCAAAAUGGAUUUACAUCUGCACUAACAUUUAAUAUUUGUUUUUUACACUGAAUACAAUAAAAUAUUUUGUGUAUAUAAAUGUAACAUUUCUUAAACACUGAAUAUAUCAACCACCAAUUUAAUGUAUCGACUGUAGUAAAAGCACAACUUAAACUAUUAUACAAUCUUUUUUGAAUGUGUACGUAAAGAUGUAAACAGUUUUGCUUACACAAAAUCAAUUAAUACAUUGUCUUCAAUGUAUUUAUUUUUUUAAACUUUGUGAUACCGUACAAUGUAUUUGAGAUGAAAAAAAAAUACGUUUUAACUAAUAAAUUCUCGGGAGAGAAAAACAAU